AUGCGUCGAUCUUCCAACAUUCUCCGCAACCGCGUCCCAUUUCGAUGCAUUAACGCGCCUGCGUUCGCUCAAUAUCACAUCCAGGCUCACGCUGCGGUGAAGAGUACUUUGGAUCCGAACGACGCCUCUCGUGAUCUUCCUCCACAAGAUGGGAUUGUCAUGGUUGUGUACCCGAAAUUGAUCCCGAGUGCCUACGCUACCAUUCGAGCACUCCGUGUAAUUUUAGGCUGCUCGCUACCUAUCGAGAUUUGGUAUCGACCUGACGAGAUGGAGCACGUCCCUAAUGCUCUUGUUCCACUACGCCAUCUUGCCAAUAAUUCAUCUGGUGCUCGGAUUUCUUUUCAUCCGAUCACCGACCCAGCUGCCAAGCGAUUUGUAACCAAGAUUUACGCUAUCAACCAUAGUUUCUUUGAUCGCGUGUUGUUCCUCGAUGCUGAUAACGUUCCAGUUCGAGAUCCUAGCUUUCUUUUCAACUCACCUGAAUUUCUAGAGACGGGAGCAAUCUUCUGGCCUGACUUUUGGCAUCCGACCUCGACCAUGUUUGGGCUACACAGCAGAUCGUUACUGUGGGAACUUCUCGAUAUGCCUUUCGUCGACAUGUUUGAGCAAGAAAGUGGUCAACUGGUUGUGGAUCGACGAAGACACGCUGCGCCUCUCAAGCUCGUGCUCUUUUAUGCUACUCACGAACCCAACUUCUUUGCUCACUACAAACUCGCGUGGGGCGACAAGGACUUACGCCUCCUGCCAUGGCUGGAAUGGUGA
Molecule: messenger RNA, 762 nt
Organism: Phytophthora infestans T30-4
Lineage: Eukaryota; Oomycota; Peronosporomycetes; Peronosporales; Peronosporaceae
Exons: 2
Coding region: 1-762 (253 amino acids)
Biological process (GO): mannan biosynthetic process
Cellular component (GO): Golgi apparatus
Molecular function (GO): alpha-1,2-mannosyltransferase activity
Source: RefSeq, a predicted model, not a curated record